Messenger RNA from Pseudoliparis swirei, 1878 nucleotides. It is a transcript of the gene slc35f1, whose product is annotated as solute carrier family 35 member F1. Lineage: Eukaryota; Metazoa; Chordata; Actinopteri; Perciformes; Liparidae. Gene Ontology annotation, molecular function: transmembrane transporter activity. Gene Ontology annotation, cellular component: membrane. Gene Ontology annotation, biological process: transmembrane transport. The transcript is spliced from 8 exons. Bases 1 to 1158 code for a protein of 385 amino acids. The record is from RefSeq and is a predicted model, not a curated record.
AUGAUGUCUGUCGUCUCAACUGCGGAGAGCGUUCCCAGAGGCACGGGCACCCCGGCGCCGAGCCUCUACCAGCGGAUCAGGAGGGUCCUAACCAGGGACCUGCUGGUGACCCUGGCCCUGGGCCAGGCCCUGUCCCUGUUGAUCUGUGCCAUCAGUCUGAUCAGCAAGUACCUGGCUGAUGACUUCCACGCCAACACGCCGGUGUUCCAGAGCUUUCUCAACUACAUCCUGCUGUUUCUGGUCUACACCACCACACUGGCAGUCAGGCAAGGGGAAGGGAACCUGUUGGCCAUCCUGAAGCAGCGCUGGUGGAAAUACAUGAUUCUGGGUUUGAUAGACAUCGAGGCCAACUACCUGGUGCUCAAAGCGUACCAGUACACCACACUCUCCAGUGUACAGCUGUUGGACUGUUUUGUCAUCCCAGUGGUCCUGCUGCUGUCCUGGUUCUUUCUUUUGGUGAGGUACAAGGCAGUCCACUAUGCGGGGGCCGGGCUGUGUCUGCUGGGCGUGGGCUGCAUGGUGGGAGCCGACGUCCUGCUCGGCCGGCAGCAAGGCCUCGGAGAGCAGAAGCUGUUCGGGGACCUCUUGGUCCUGGGGGGAGCGACGCUCUACGGGAUCUCCAACGUCUGUGAGGAGUUCAUCGUGAAGAACCAGAGCCGCGUGGAGUUCCUCGGCAUGAUGGGACUCUUCGGGUCCUUCUUCAGCGGCAUCCAGUUGGCCAUCAUGGAGCACAAGGAGCUGCUGAAGGUUUCCUGGAACUGGCAGAUCGGGUUUCUGUACGUUGCUUUCAGUGCCUUCAUGUUCGGCCUGUACAGCUUCAUGCCGUUGGUGAUCAAGAGAACCAGCGCCACCUCCGUCAACCUCUCUCUGCUCACCGCCGACCUGUACGGCUUCUUCUGUGGCCUCUUCCUCUUCCACUACAAGUUCUCGUGCCUCUACCUGCUGUCGUUCGUCCUCCUUCUCUUGGGCCUGGUCCUCUACGCCACCUCGUCCACCUACGUGGCUCAGGACCCGCGAGUCUACAAGCGGUUCAGGAACGCGGGCGGCCAGCCGACCGGCGACCGGCCUCCGCUCGGCGCCGGAGUCCCGGAGCCCUCGGUCACCUACACCGCCCUGGGGCCCGAGGCGGCGGAUGAGACCCCCGUGUGCGUCUCCUAAGAUCUGUUGAGGGAGUUCUGUCUGUCAGGCCGGUCAUCCUCGCCCCAAGAGUUGUAUAGAGAGAAAUGUGUUGUGUGUACCCGGUGUCCUGAGGUGAUCCGCUAUAGGUCCUGCUUAUCAUUUAUUGGCCUGGAUUGGUGAACAAAGUCUCCGCCCACUCAGUGACAGCGUUCACACACAUAGGUGUAUCUGAGUAUGAGCAGAAUGUCGUCAGAGCAAAUAUCAAAGUGAGUGAACCUGUUGAUGAAAGACUGUGAGUAGCCGGUAGUGACGGAGCAUUCAUGUAAAUAUAUGGUAUUGUACUUUUACUGUAUUUAAUCUGCUUUCUUUUUUUUAACAUCUGACAAGAAUCUGUGACAAAUUAACGCCGUAUUAAUUGAAUGUCUUAUCAACUGAUUGGAAUGUAACGCGUUUUUAAAGCUGCUCACGUUCAGUGGCGAGCUCAGUGAGGAAUACGCAGAGUCAGUAAAGUGGGCCACCAACACAUGAAUGGCAGGUCAUCAAAUCCAUUUGGUGUAUUUGUAUCCCACAAUGCAACACUGGUAAACGUACUGCACCAGCUACUGGUUUGUUAUAUGCUGGCACACAUGCAUUUAGUCUUAUCAUAUUUAAGUGUGACUACUUUUACACCAAAAAUAUCAUUUAGUAUCCUUUUUCCUGCAUUAUUAUCUUAUUAUCUUGACAAAUAUAAUUAAUGUACUGAUAAAAAAAGAUCUAAAU